UCGUUGCGUGAAUUAUUUUUAUUAAAUUGUUAUACAUGCAGUACACACUCCGGCCAGCAGGUGGCGGCAUGUGACCUGCCCUGCCAUUAAACACUGUAAAAAGAGGAAGAGCCAGUUAAAAUGCGCUUGAACUUUCAUGAGUUGGGUACAGCUUUCUUACUGUAACAGACUAAUAUCGUUAUUGUGACAAUGGAGAGGAGCUCAGGGACCGUGUCCGCCAUUAAAUCUUUAGGGUACCCGGGCAGCUCCUGCCUCUCCAGGUGUAACUGUGACGAGCUGCCCUGUCCGCUGCUCACCUGGCUGACUGAAGAGCUGAGGACUGUCUGCCCAGAGCUACAAGACUCAGACAUGACAGGUCACAUCUUGCUGGUGGGAGAACUGAGAAAUGUACUGUCAAACAUGUGUUCUCCGCUCACUGUGCUGACCUCAGAGGUGCUGGAGCCGUCCAGCCUCAACAAAGUCACUGAGUUCCUUGUAUCAGAACUGCAAGCGGCUCGUAUAAUGAAGCAUAAAGAGACGCAUCCUGACGAGAAGAAAACAGGAGAGGAGUCUGAAAAAGAGCAGCGAGUUGAAUAUCACAGCACUGAGCUUUGUCAGGAGUGUGAAGAUGAUGAUGACAAAGACAGAAGGAAGGCGGAGAUGCAGGCAGAGUGGACCUUACUGCUGCACGCCCUUGACAUGGAUUCCUCCGUUGAAUUUACAGAUGUGUUGAAAGAGGUGGAGUCGAGGCUCGCUCGUCUGCCAUCUGGAGACAUGACGAACCCGCUUCUUAACAAGAGCCUCAGCUCAGAGCAGUGGAUGAAAGUUAAAAAGAUCAAUCAACUUCUGACAGAGGACUAUCGGUGUCGGCGGGAAAUGAUGAUCAAGCGCUUCCAGGUUACACUCCAGUCAUUUGCAUGGGGAGAAAAACAAAAGGAGCGCAAUGAGGCGCUGGCCUCAGUGCCUCCUCUGUCAUCCCUCGCCAGCUCCUCCCGAGUCUCCCUGCCUCUUCUGAUCGCCGCCAGAGAGGAUCAGUCCUUCAUUGAGCCAAUCAAAGCUGGGGAAAGCACCCCCGUCUACAAGACGUUGAUGGGCAGCGUACCGGACAGAGGAGGGCGACCAGGGGAAAUUGAGCCACCUAUGCCAAGGUGGGAAGAUCGCAGAUCAAAAGGAAACAGAUCAGGACGAGGAGGCGGACACAACCAGCAACGACGCAGAUUUUCAGAUAAAAAGAAGAAAGGGAAAAAAGAGUGAUGUUUUUCUCCCACUGCUUUAUUAGAGAAAUAAGUGAUCAUUUUUCUUUAUUUAAAUUAGUUUUAUGAAAUCAAAUAUGGCCGUUGAAUGCAACAUGUGAUAUAAUUUUAUAGUUCUAAAGAUGUGCAUAAUUCUCAGUUAUAGUACAUAUUCAUACCUGAGUGUACUUUUCUAGAAAAGCUUAUGAUUGCUAUAAAGCACUGGUAUAUUACCGGAUAUUUUUGUAAUAUUUCUGUUGAGAAAAAUACUUUUUUUUUUAAUAUAUGUUGGCUUUGCACAUUUAUAUAUAGCUAAAGAAUAAACCUAUUAAACACAGAAAUGUAUUGUUAUUUUGUAUAAUCUAAUGUACAGUGUUGCUUUUAUGCUUAAGACAACCUAGCAAUACCUGUUUAAUUACCAACCACUGUUUAAUGUGACGCUCUUCUAGCCUCCCUGCUUCAGGAAGAUUGGGGCACUAAUUGGUGUGCAUAUUUUGUGUCUGAAAGAAAACCUGAUCAGUGCUGGUGCUUCCUUUAGGUGCAUCAGUUUAUACAGGGAUACAUCUGUACUCUUAUUUCUAAUGCUUGUGUUUAGUGUUGCUUCUGCACCUUGAGGUCAUCCAGGUUCAUUCACCUGGUUCUCUCGCAUCUGCUGUCUCUCCUUCUCUGUCAUCUCAUCUCGCGCUUGUUUCUCCUCCAGAUGUUGCCACUGGAAUAUAACAACACAUACAUUUUGACUACAAUAAAGCCCUUUGCCUUUAAGCUUGAUAAUAAAAGGGUUCUUUUAAGGGACGUCAGUGGUUUGAGUGGGUCAAAAGAAAUAAAAGCAAAAGUUUUUGUAUCCCGACAGUGAAGUAUAAGAGUAUUUUUUCAACUUCAAAUACAUGCAAAUCAGUCCGUGAAUGAUUUAUUUGUGUUCCCCAGUAGAGCUCUACUCUCCAGAUCCUCUGCUGUUCGCACAGCUCAUCAAUGUAUUCCACUGUCUCCGAACCCUUACAGCGUUCAGCUUCCAUCAUGGUAUCCACACACUUCUCCUCCUCUGACAGCUCUGCUUGGGUGUGUUUUUUCUUAUGGAUCUGGGUGUCAUGUGUGACUUACACUGCCAGUAACUGAGAGGUUCACUUUCAGGCACAUUUUUAAACUUUGCAUAGACAUAUAGGUCCACGUGUCUACUGCUGCUUUCAACCUUGAUGAGCUUUAUGAUCUCAUCCUUUUGCUUCAUCCUUGAGGCAUUGGCCUGCUCCAACAAAUGCUGCACCCAGUCUUGGGCCUGUAGCUCCACCUCAGUCAGUGCCUGGUUCUACUUAUGGGACAGGUCUGCCUCACAUAGAUUUGACGCUGCCUUUUCCCUGCAGCUCUCUGGAUGAUGGGUGUAGGAGCUGCUGUUGAGAGAGUAUGCUGCUGGCCUCUUGUGCUGAAGUCUAGUUUCACCGUAUCUUUGAACACAUUUCAUCUGUGUAUGAGAGACUUGCUUUGUUCCUGCUCUCAUAGACGUUAUCAGCAAACUGGAGGCCUUCAUUUUGCUCUCCCUCUUCUGAGUUUUAAUUAUUUUGUGUGACUGAAUCUCUUCUUCUUUGUCAGACCUACGGAGGACACUCCAGGUGUCGGGGCUUUGACCUUUCAGCUGAAGUAAGAUCCCAUCACUUUAUUAAAUAACAUGAAAGACAACUAGAUUGUUUCACUCUUUAUUUGUUCACUUCUGCCACCACAAAGGGCUUAUUGUCUUGAUGCAAGUCAAAGGACAAUUUUGAUAGGGGUUUUCCAUGUUUCCUUCAAUCUCCUCUUCUUUAUCUCCCAGAGUCUCCUGCAGGGCCUCCAUCUCCUUGAGAACUUAGAAGUUUGAGGUGAUCCUUGAAAGGGAUCCUGGCGUAAUGACAGGUGGUGGUAUGUUAUAUAAAUGGGAAGUGCUGCAGAAGGUGAUCUCCACGGCAGAAAAAAAUCAUCCCCUGCUUCCUGCCCUCCCCAGAGGACAUCUCACUGUUCAGUUUACUGCUCUCCAGCAGGCAGUGCAGGAGCAUUAAAAACAGAACCAACAGACUAACAAACAGUUUCUUUCCCUGGGCCAUCAGAAUCUAAACUCCCAUAUCUCAUAAACUGUCCUAAUUUUCAUUUGCAGUCUGGGUGACAUUACAUACAUUAAGCGCAAUAGCAACAUCUGCCAUUUAUUGUUCAUUAUUAUUUAUUUUAUUCCUAUUUAUUGGUGAUGUGAUUAAGGUGUUUUUCUGGGUUGUCACUUGUCUCCCUUUACUGUCAUUGUACUGGUACAAUGACAGUAAAGGACUUCUAUCCUUUCUGGGUCACUGAAAUGUAAACACCUUCAAAAUAUAACACAGUUAUAAAUGUGAGGUUUUAGCUUCACUUGAACUUGAUUGAGAUUGUUUGUUAUUCAUGUUAAAAUUAUAUGUCAUGCCUUAUUCGCAUUACCAGUAUGUGUCUUGCCACUCUGAACCAGUUUUGUACACAAGGAACCUCUGUGUCUGUUUAUGGACAAACAGCAACGGAUUAAAAAAAUCACCCAAGGUCACUGGGUUGACUUUUACCAGGGGAAAAAAAUACCUACGUU
Epinephelus fuscoguttatus (brown-marbled grouper) is the source of this 3774-nucleotide messenger RNA. RefSeq lists its product as uncharacterized. Lineage: Eukaryota; Metazoa; Chordata; Actinopteri; Perciformes; Serranidae. The transcript is spliced from 8 exons. The record is from RefSeq and is a predicted model, not a curated record. The coding region runs from base 190 to 1233 and encodes 347 amino acids. Gene Ontology annotation, cellular component: tRNA-splicing ligase complex.